GAGCGAGAGCGGUAGCUGUGUGAGGCGGCGGGGCUGCAGGUGAGCGGAGCCGCGAUGGGCAGCUGGCGCACGCUGGUCGCGCUGGGCGCGCUGCUGGCGGCCGCGCGCGCCUACCUCGUGCUCGUGCCCGACUCCGCGCCCGCCGGCCACGUCGUGCUCGACGCCGCCGUCUACAAGCUCGGCUCCGAGCGCGUCUACACCAUCGACGUGCACCGCACCGCCAACUUCGUGCACCACGUGCUCCGCGUCAACCGCACAACCGGCCUCGUCACGCUCCGCAAGAGGCUGCGGUGCGAUGGCGUCCUCUACCCUAACCUCUUCACUUUUUACGUCGACUCCACUUCCGAAAGAAUCCGUGACAUCGACUACUACAGUUUGCCUGUCAGAAUCCUAGUCACAGGUGAAGAUUGUAGUCGAAGGCAUGCUGAGCUGUACGACAUCGAUUUCGAUCGAGUCUACGAUCAGAGUGACUCCGCUUUACAGUACGAAGAUGAAACGGUCACGAGAGACAAAAGAGCAGUGGCUUAUCCAGAAGAUAUAGACUGGAGGUUACUAGAGGGAGAGGAGCUGAUAUCUAGUCAAUACAAUGUUUUAUCUACGGCCUACCCGUGGUCGAACGUUAUGUUCGAGGACUUUGCUAGUAGAAAUAAAAGUAGAAAGAAAAGAUCUCAUUUCGCUGUACCAUUCGACAUGGCCAUAGAUGUAAAAAUAGCUGAAGCCAAGCAGUGGAUAUCUGAAACGUACGCCAGCUUCGCUAUACCGACUACAGAUCGGUGGCAAGGUAUAUGCCUGAAGAAGUCUCAGUUCGUGAAUUCACUGACAGCAUUCUUGCCACGGACAGUGCAGAAAAUGUGUAACGUUCAGUUCUUGGACGCUAGUGACCCUCGGUUCGUGAUCGAGAAUAGCCAGGGUGACCUGGUGGCGCGUAACGACGAGUGCAUAAUGGAGCCUAUGUGGAAAGUGUCUGUGCUGUUUACGUUUAACUGUAACCGGACUAACAUUGUGGAUUCGGACCAUAGGCUGAAGAUAGUUUACCACCACCAGGAGUUGAAUGACACUGAUAUCGCGAGGAGAGUGAAGCGAGAGCUACGGAACCAGUCGCCGUACUUCGAGCAGGCUCUGUACGUGGCCUCGGUGGCCGAGGAGCAACCGACUGGCGUCGUCGUCACCACUGUGAGAGCAAGGGACCCAGAAAACAGUCCAGUGACGUACUCCAUGUCCAGCCUGCUGGACUCCCGAUCGGCUGGCAUGUUCACGGUCGAUGCACGGUCAGGGGUCAUCACUACUCAAGCAAAAUUGGACAGGGAGCGGCUAGAUGUGCACUACUUCAGAGUUGUGGCACAAGAUGAUACGUUCCCGCCAAGGAGUGGCACUACAACGCUUCAGAUCAACGUUCUGGACUGCAAUGACCACGCGCCGGUAUUCGAGAUGCAGCAGUACGAGGCCUCGGUCAGAGAGGGCGCCAGUCCCGGCACAACAGUUCUGACGCUGAAGGCGGCUGAUCAGGAUAUCGGGAAAAAUGCCGAGGUGGAAUACUCGAUAGAGUCCGUGACAGCCGACCAAUCAGACGACUCGAACGACUCCAUUGACACAGAGCGUUCGGAAGAGGUCUUCAGAGUAGACGGCCGAAGUGGGGCCCUUCUUACACGAUCCCCGCUGGAUCGAGAGAAAGUGUCGAGAUACACGGUCAUAGUGAAGGCCACAGAUCAAGCCAGCCCUGUGUCUGAUAGAUUGUCUAGCACUGCGACAGUGCACGUGAACGUGCUGGACGAUAACGACAACUACCCGCAGUUCAGUGAGAAGACUUACACUGUCACCGUGGAUGAGGACAUCAAUGUCAGCGACAACCCGGUUAUCGCGAGGAUCAAAGCAACUGACGCGGACGCGGGUUCAAACGCAGCGAUUCGCUACGCCAUCAUCGGAGGCAACACACAAAUGCAGUUCUCCAUAGACAGUCUGAGCGGAGAUGUGUCACUUGUCAAGCCUCUGGACUAUGAGCAGUUGAGGAACUACCGUCUGGUCAUCAGGGCUCAAGAUGGCGGUAGCCCUUCCCGAUCAAACACGACGCAGCUGCUCGUGAACGUCAAAGAUGUGAACGACAACUCGCCUCGAUUCUACACCUCGCUCUUUCAAGAGUCUGUCAGCGAGAACGUUCCAUCCGGCUACAGCAUCGUUAGGGUUCAAGCGUACGACGCAGACGAAGGCGUUAAUUCGGAACUGACGUACACUUUGAUCGACAAAGAGUUCGGCCGCGCUGAGAUACCUAUCACCAUAGACCCUCGCUCUGGCUGGGUGUACACCAACGGCUUGUUAGACAGGGAGGUGCAAUCCAAGUACCAGCUGCAAGUAACAGCGACUGACGGCGGCACUCCACCACGCUCCGCUACUGCGUCAGUUGUCGUAGUUGUCCAAGAUGUUAACGACAACGACCCAGUGUUCUCACCAGCCCAGUAUGACGUGCAGUUAGCGGAAGACGAACCACCAGGAACGCCACGCGUAGUUACUGUUACUGCUACGGACGCUGAUGAAGACAAUAGGCUGCACUACGAAAUCACCGGCGGCAACACUCGCGGCCGCUUCGCCAUAACCUCUCAAAACGGACGCGGCCUCAUCACCGUAGCUCAACCGUUAGACUUCAAACAAGAACGAAGAUACGUCCUUACAGUUACUGCUACGGACAAUGGCGGCAGAUCAGACACUGCCAUGGUCCAUAUCAAUAUCACUGAUGCGAAUAACUACGCGCCUGUGUUUGAGAAUGCACCGUACACCGCCUCGGUAUUCGAAGACGCCCCGAUCGGCACCACAGUGCUAGUCGUAUCUGCGACGGACAGUGACGUGGGCGUCAACGCGCAGGUGUCGUACAGCCUGAGCUCCGAGAUCUCCAACGAGGCCGUGGCGCACCACGACCAGGAGUUCGUCAUCAACUCGCAAACCGGAGCCAUCACCACCAACAACUUGUUGGACAGAGAAACUAUGAGCGGAUACCUUCUCACAGUAACAGCGCGUGACGGAGGCGUGCCGUCCCUGUCGGACACAACGGACAUAGAGAUAUCCGUCGUGGAUGUCAACGAUAAUGAACCGAUAUUCAAGCAACAACUUUACACUGCCAGCAUCAUGGAAGACGCCUUAGUUGGCACUUCAGUAACCCAGGUAGCAGCAACAGACGCGGACGUCGGUUUGAACGGGCGCGUGCAUUACGAACUGGACCCUAAGGACAGGGAGGAAGGCUCGUUCGUGGUCGACCCCGCCUCGGGGGUCAUUCGAACGAAUAAGGCUUUGGAUAGAGAGUCGGUGGCUACUUACGAUCUCAAGGCGCUGGCGAUAGAUGGCGGCACACCGCCGCAAAGCUCUACGGUUAUUGUCCACAUAAAGGUUGAAGAUAUUAACGACUCACCGCCCGUCUUUGAGAGCGACUGCCUGACGUUCUAUGUGCCAGAGAAUAGUCCUAUUGGGACUACGGUGGGCGAGAUCUAUGCGCGCGACCCUGAUGAAGGACCUAAUGCUGUCGUGCAUUAUUCUAUUAAAGGUGGCGACGACUCCAGCAGUUUCUCCCUCGAAACCCGUCAAGGCUCUGACAAAGCGGAACUAGUCACAAUGGUGGUUGACUACGAGAGUCCGCGCAAGAAGUACGAGCUCAUCAUCCGAGCGGCCAGCCCGCCGCUGUGGAAUGACGUCAGAGUGGAGAUACUGGUCACGGAUGUGAACGACAACGCGCCAAUGAUGAAGGACUUCCAGAUUAUAUUCAAUAACUAUAAGGACUGCUUCCCUGUGGGGCCGUUUGGAAGAGUGCCGGCGUAUGACGCUGACGUCACAGAUAAGCUCCAAUACCGUAUACUAUCUGGGAACAACGCAAACCUGGUACUGUUAAAUGAAACCACUGGCUCCAUGACGCUGUCGCCUCAACUCAACACCAACGUGCCAAAACUGGCAACUAUGGAGAUAUCUGUAACGGAUGGCGUCAACGAAAUAAAAGCAAUGAUGCAACUCUCCGUCCGGCUAGUCACCGAAGAGAUGCUAUUCAACUCGAUCACAAUCCGUCUCAACGACAUGACGGCCGAACGAUUCCUGUCGCCAUUGUUGGGCUUCUUCAUAGACGGCCUGGCUGCUAUCAUACCUUGCCCUAAGGAGAACAUCUAUAUCUUCAGUAUACAGGACGACACGGACGUGCACGGCAACAUCCUGAACGUGUCGUUCUCAGCGCGGCGGCCGCAAGCCGAGCUCGGUAUAGACGGGCACAGCGCGCACUACUCGCCCACACACCUGCGCGAGCGCGUCUACCUGCACCGAGCCACGCUCGCCAGGCUCGCCACUGUACAAGUUCUGCCAUUCGACGACAACGUAUGCGUCCACGAGCCGUGCCUGAACUACGAAGAGUGCCUGACGGUGCUCAAGUUUGGCAACGCGUCUGGGUUCAUCGCAAGCGACUCGGUGCUGUUCCGGCCCAUCUACCCCGUCACCACGUUCACGUGCCAGUGCCCGCAGGGGUUCACAGGGUCCCGGGAACAUUACAUGUGCGACACGGAGGUGGACUUGUGCUACUCGUCGCCGUGUACCAACAACGGAACAUGCAUUCGUCGCGAGGGUGGAUACACUUGUGUCUGCGCUCCUGGUUUUACUGGUGUGAACUGCGAGACGAUCCUAACCAAAGCCUCCUGCGACCUAAACGGUGACGGCACCGUCUGCCGCGGCGGCUCGCAAUGUGUGCCCAAGCGGGAAGGCGGAAUCCUCUGCCAGGGCUGCACUAUCGACGCAGCUUACACGACUGCCAUGUGCGAACUGAGGGCUCGGAGCUUCCCGCAAUCUUCGUUCUUGACGUUCCCUGGGCUGAAGAGGCGGCAUCGAGUGCAUUUGAAACUGAAAUUCGCAACGCAAGGCACAUCUGGCUUACUUCUUUACAACGGUCGAUACAACGAGCGACACGACUUCGUCGCCCUCGAGCUUAUCAAUAGCGGCGCGGGUCGCGCUGGCGGGGCGGGUGUACGCUUCACGUUCGCUCUCGGCGGAGGGAAGACAGAGGUGACCGUGGCCGGAGAGGUGGCCGAUGGCAUGUGGCACACUGUCGAGGUAGACUACUUCAAUAGGACGGCAACUCUAAUACUGGACGACUGCGAUAAGGACUUGUCCCUGGCUGGUGCCGCAGACUUCGACAUCAAAUACGCGUGCGCCAACCAGACCACCAAAAUACUACCUCCUCGCUGUGACAUUCCUACGGAAACGUGCCAUAGAUUCCUGGAUUUAACUGGGCCUCAAGUUGGCGGGCUGCCGAACAUUCCCAGCAGUUUCCAAGUGAAGAACAAGGACUUCGUCGGAUGCAUCUCUGAUUUCCACAUUGAUCAUCGAUUUAUCGACCUCAACAGUUUCGUAUCAGACAACGGCACCAUCGCCGGUUGUUCACAAAAACGGUCCCACUGCGACAACGGGCCCUGCCACAACGACGGUGUAUGCCGAGAUCUCUGGGACACGUAUCUCUGCGAGUGCACCGAGGGACACACCGGCAAGGACUGCUCUGAAACAACGGCACCGCCAUGGCGGUUCAGCGGUGAUGGCAUGUUGUCGUUCAACCCGCUGUUGCGGCCUAUACAGCUGCCGUGGCUCAACGCGUUAUCACUGCGAACAAGGCAACAGGACGCGUUUCUCAUGUCCAUACAAGUGGGACAGAACAGCUCCGUGUUCCUUAGUUUGAAAUCUGGCCUCCUCCACUACUCAUACAACGGGGAAACAAUGUUCCUCCCAACAACGACCUUGGCUGACGGCAACUGGCACCGCGUCGAGAUCACGUGGCUAGGAACCGAUAUCUCCGUCACCAUAGACUAUGGCCUCAGGACUGCGCUGCUGCCGAUGUUAGCUAAUAAAGUCCAGGGACAGUAUAUCGGGAAGAUCCUGAUUGGUGGGCCGGAUAGCACGGCUGGCUUGUUGGCUUCGGAUGUUGGAUACUUUGAAGGUUGCAUACAGGAUGUGAGAGUGGGGACCAAUCAAAACCUACUCAACCGACCCACUACGAUAGAGAACGUGAAGGAUGGAUGUCAGUCUAGAGCUGAUUGUAUGCUGUCUAUCUGUCCUCCUUAUAGCAAAUGCGAGUCAUCCUGGGACGCGACAACUUGCACAUGCUCCCGCGGGCGCUACGGACCUCAAUGUAUCGCCGCGUGCGACCUCCAUCCCUGUGGGGAUCACGCGCGCUGCGAGUCUGCGGACACUGAGAAAGGCUACCAAUGCGUCUGCGACGAGGGAUAUAUCCUCACAAGUUCCGGCUGCAUCGAGGAGGGGGUGGGCGAGUGUCCGGGCGGGUGGUGGGGCGCGGCGGCGUGCGGGCCGUGCGCCUGCGCCGUGGCGGCCGGCUACCACCCGCACUGCGACCGCGACUCCGGACACUGCCACUGCAAGGAAAACCACUACAAACUCCCUGGCUCCAACGAAUGCCUCCCAUGCCAGUGUUACGCAGCCGGCUCCGUCAACAGUUCUUGUGAAGCCGAGAGCGGCCAGUGCUACUGCCGCGGCGGGGUCAUAGGCCGCGCGUGUGAUUCCUGUGCCAACCUCUACGCUGAGGUGAAGCCAAACGCUGGCUGCGAAGUGGUAUACGACGGGUGCCCACGCUCGUUCUCUCACGGCGUCUGGUGGCCUCGGACCAAGUUCGGCAUAGAAGCUUACGCGGACUGCCCGCCGGGUACCAGUGGAAAAGCAACGCGCAUGUGCGACGAGACGCAAGUCGUGCCGUGGCAGGAGCCAGAUAUGUUCAACUGUACCACUUCCACAUUUUAUCAACUUCGGAAACAGCUAAGCAAGAUCGAAUCAGGCGAACUUCUGGUAAACACAUUCGUUGGCGUUCGUCUCGCGGAUGACUUGGCGUCCGCCUGCUCCAACACGCCCGUUCUGUACGGAGCUGAUGUGCUGGUUGCCGAGGGCAUUUUACUGGAGUUGCUGCGCUAUGAACUGCGGCAAGCGGGGUUGAAUCUUACGCAUAGUCAAGAUAAGGACUAUGUGCGAAACAUAAUGAAAUCCGCGAACACGAUACUGAACUUGAAGUACUUCGAAUGGCGCCGCAUCCGGCAGCUGACGGGACGCGGCGCGGAGCGGCUGCUGCAGACGUUAGACAAGUACAUCAGCGUACUUGCCGAGAGCCAGCACGACACCUACACCAGCCCCUUCGAGAUCGUCACCAGCAACCUCGUGAUCGGCGUGGACAUCGUAACCUCUGAGUCCAUCUACGGCUUCGAGCCCACGCAGCUGACACGCUUCACCUCCGAGGCCUACACCACCGAGAGAGUCGUGCUCCCCGACACAUCUGCUUUCAUACAUUCCCCCCUCACCGGGUACGGGAGGAAGGGGAAGAAACCCUCGAGCCCCACUGUCUCGUUCCCGAAGUACAACAACUAUGUGAAGACGAGAUCAAAGUUCGAUAAGUUUACGAGGAUACUGCUGCCGCUUGAUUUGUUGGGGAUUACUAAUAGCAAUGGACAAGACAACCCAGAACCCGAAUCUCGAGCCGUGUUCUCCUACUUCCAAUACUCACGGAACACCUCUCAACUCAUGCCUUUACGGACUGACGAUUCGGUCGGUCGUCGCUGGGGAGUGAACAUAACUAUAGGGUCGCCUAUACUGCAAGUCGCGCUGUUUGUACCUGAGUAUGUGUGGUACAGGGAGUCUAAGGAUGGAGACAAUGUGGUCGAUGUCAAUGUGGAGGAAGAAGGCAUAACAUACACCAACAAGGGCCACCACCACGUGUCGCAACCCCACAGCGACCCCAAAUGGCACUCCAACGAGCCCGAGAUCCAACACGAGGCCCACGGGCCCGUCCUCAUCCAGCCAGCCAUGAAAAAAGAAAAACAAUACGCUGACAACUUACAAGACAACGAGUCUACUUACGUCGCUGAGAAUCAAGAUGGGCCGAAAGUCUUAGCAUUGACCAUGGACCCUGAGUUCAAAGAUGAGAAUGUUACUAGAUUGGGAAAGAAGUUGAUAUACAAGAGUAUGGGCGGAAUUCGGCUGAAGAAACCGAUUCGGCUGCAGAUGUGGUUGGACAUUAAUAGGGAGACGUUUGGCUCGAGGACUAACCCGCAGUGUGUGCAUUGGUCUACAUUAAGAGGAGCGGGUGAAUGGUCACGCGUCGGAUGCCAUACAGAGAUCGAUUACGACUGGUCGCCAUACUCGAAUGAGCCCCUUCUCAUCAACUGCACAUGCAACCAUCUUUCCACCUUCGCUGUGCUAGUCGACGAAGUUGACAUCGAGUUCAUACCCGAACCUUCACUCCUGGAGUCCGUGACGUCAUACACAGCGUUCAGUAUCUCCCUCCCGCUUUUACUCGCGACGUGGGCUGCUCUCUGUCUCAUGCGCGGUGGCGCAGCUACCGUCUCCAACUCUAUACAUAAACACCUCAUAUUUAGUGUGUUUAUGGCUGAGCUGCUGUAUCUCAUUGCGUUGAAGGCUAGAAGCUCUUUGGUUCAGAAUGAGUUUGCCUGCAAAAUAAUCGCCAUGUCACUGCACUACUGGUGGGUAGCAGCACUAGCGUGGACCGCGUGCGACGCGUGGCAGCUACGACGGUUACUCAGAGAGCUGCGGGAUGUGAAUCAUGGAGGAUUGGCAGCACAUCUGGCUGCCGCGUAUGCUGCACCGGCGGUUAUCCUGGCGCUUUCCGCCUCUCAUCACCAACAGCAAUACGGCCACGCGCUUUUCUGCUGGGUGAGCUGCCACGAGCCAGUGGUGUGGUGGGUGGUGGUGCCGGCCGCCGUGUACGCCGGCGCCGCCGUGGCCAGCCUGGCCGGCGCCACGCGCGCCGCCUUCACCGUGCGAGACCACGUCACCGGCUUCGGCAACCUGAGGAUGCUGCUAGCCGUCAGCGUGGUAUGCCUGCCACUGCUCUGCAUGGCGUGGGCAAGUGGCCUGAUCCUCGGCAGCGAGGCGGGCUCCCGUCGCAACUUGCUGAGCUCCGUACUAGCCGGCUGUGUCGUGCUUCACGCCGCCGCCGCGUCGCUUGGCUAUAUUGCUUUCAACGUUCGCGUGCGCGACAACCUCAGAAGAACAAUGCUACGAUGCAUGGGCAAGAAAGUACCUUUGGCUGACACUUCAGUUAUAGUCAGCAGCAGUGCUCAGAAUUUGUCAACUAACAGGUCCGCAUUGGCGUAUCACAGUGGGACAGAACCAGGACGCCAGUUGAGAAACAUCGGAAUAUCUGCUUCUUCAACAACAUCCAGGUCGACAACGAAAACUAGCUCCAGUCCUUACAGCCGAAGUGACGGUCAACUUCGUCAUACAAGCACUUCGACGUCCAACUACAACACAAGUGCAAGUGACAUGCCUGCGUACCUUAGAGGAUUUGAUUCAUCCCUACAUACGCGCAGAGGUGAUGAGAGUCGCCGUCGGCGUCGAGCGCCCACAGGUGCAGAAGGCGAAGGUUCGGACAGCGAUAGCGACGGCAGCGCGCGAAGCCUGGACCUCGCCUCCAGCCACUCCUCUGAUGACGACGAGACCAGCACGCGUCGCUCCGAGCAACCUUCUAACCCUAGAGACUGCGCUCCGAGCACUAACGGCGGGAGCUACUUACCGAAUAUCACUGAAGGUGCACCUUUAGGCAUCUCGCCCAGAUGGCCUUCACACAUACGCGAAGAACCAAACCGUCCCGAUAUCCGAUGGUCUGGCGAACCUGGCUCAGACACGGAGGGCCCGCUAGCCUCCCCCUCGCCGAACCCGCUCCCCGUGCCCGACCUCACCUCGGACGUGUACCAGCUGAGUCGGCGGCGGGUCAAGCCUUCCAUACUCGAGAACGUGCACGACACAUAUGUGGCCAGUGUCGACGCCUCCAGACUGCCUCUCGACAACAGAUAUGGAGUCAUGGAAGACGAGCUUAUGUACGGCAUGAUGUCAACCGACACUGAAAAACAAGUUCCCUACGACCCGAACUACCCGAUAUCGCCCACCAUGUACCGACUACCCGGUAACCCGUACGGCUCCAAAACCUACCUCUCGUCCCGCACUUCUGACUACGGCUACAGCCCUACCAAAUAUCUAAACACUGACAAUGUCUACGGAUCCAGAGACUUGGUGACCACUAGAGAACACGACGGCUACCCGCCUAGGGACUUCAGAGACUCUGGCAUAGCCACUAUGCUCAAGAAUGAUUAUCAGAGGAAAAUGGAGUAUGGAGAGUAUAACGACAGGAUGUCUGAAGGAUCAGAUAAACAUCACCCGCACGACAAAUACUUGUUCCCUUUCACAGCGGAGGAAGACCACACUAGCUUGCGCGGAGUGGCGCCACCGUCGGGCCGUAGUAGCGAUGCACACCCAGGAGAAGGCCAGCAGACAAUAGGAGCGCCUUUAGCGAGCAUGGGAGAAACAAGCGAGAAAUCUACUACUGAAGAUGACGCAGAAACAAGAGUUUAAAGACAACACUAUAGUACAAGAUUUCCAAUGAAUCUCAAUUAGUUUAUAAUUUUUAACGUGGUACUGUUUUACGUACGCUGUUAGUUAUAAUUUUAAUAAGACUGUCGUAAACAAUCUAAACAUAAUUUUAGACGCCACUGCCAUAGUGUAGACUAACGGCUAUUUAUUUUAAUUAACAAUUCACUUAGACUAAUUUAAGUAAGUUUAAUCACAAAUACUCCGAUCGUUUUUGUAAAAUACUCAGUUAAGCGCUCGCCUGCAUUUUGUAUGUAUGAAGGUGAAGGUGUCUGAAAGACAAUUAUUAGAGAAAUAUUGAAAACCUGGUUCUCUGACAGACCUGUUCCUAAAUGGACUUGGGACAUAUGUUUUAAUGGUAGAAUAUGUAUAUUCUGUCUGUCUGUCUGUCGAUAUUGCAUAAAUGCGCCCAAGAAACCACAUUUUUUAUAAUCAUAUUUUCAAUAUUUUUGUCUGAAAAUGCUGAGGGAUUGUGGGGCUGACGGGAUUUGUGCAAAAUGUAAGUUUUUAACUCACUAGGAUCUCGUUUACAGUGUGUAAGCUAGUGGGGUACUUUAGAUGAAGAAUAUUUUGAAUAAUUUGAUGAAAUCCACAGGUUUUUACAUUAUUGAACAGUAGUGACAUCUCUAUUUUAGUCUUGUAAAUAAAAUAAGUGUUAUGGUAAAAUUAUGCAAGUUGUAUUGAAAAUAUUGCAAUCUUAAUGUAAACAAUGAACAAACUACGACAUUUUCAUUUGAAUUUAAAAUCAAGCGAAUGGCGUUGCUGUGACUUCACGAGUCACCAGUGUGGUUUUUAUAUAUAAGUAAAUAAAAUACAUAUUACUCUAGAUUGCAAGGACAGAGGCGCCCUCUGAGUAGUGAAGUUAUUAAACUAUCACGGGUUUUUAAAAUAUCUAGAGUUAUAGUUUAGGAAUAGUUAUGAAAUAAUAAUGUAUUUUUAUAUAAGAAACCAAAUCUAUUAUAAAUUAGGUUAUAGUUAUGAUAAUUUCAAUGCAGUAAAAUAAAUUAGGCAACAACUUGUGUACCUACCUAUGUAGAUGGCAAAUUAAUUACAGUAGGUAUGUUUUAAUAACCUAGUGUGAUAGUGAAUGAAUACUUGGAUUUGAUGUAAAUAUUGGUUUGUGUGAAUUUGGAACGUUUUACGAAGAGUCCACCUAUUUUGUAAAUAAUAAAUAGAUUUUUACACUUUGUAGCAUUUUAUUAGUAAUAGUUAAAUGUUGAAAAAAGCUUUAUUUAGGUAUUUUCUAAUGUAUAAUUGCCAUAAAUGUAACUUAUAAGUUUGUAGUGCACAGUGUUUCAUGUAGUCCGGCAAUGACUUGUAGAAUGUUUGAUAUGUAAGAAUUUUUCCUGUCUUUGUAUCAAGUAACAAGUAUGUCCACUUGAAUGUCCUUUUGCAUAGUUUAAGUAGCGUAUUUUCGCAUAAAACCAGCGUGACUCAGGAGACUGUAACCAUGGCAAUAACAGACAAGAAAAAGUUGAUUCACCCUUAUAGUUAUAACUCUUGUUAUCACCUUUGAUCACUAUGGUCAGUGAAAGGUGAUACGUAUAACAAGAGUUAUAUAUGUAUGUUACCUACAGGUUGUUUGGCAUUUGGGAACAGGCAUUAUGACAUUUAUGACGUAAAAAUCCGAAGAUGGGUACCUAUUAUAGAUACCUCUUUUUAGUAUAAACAUCCUGUUUGCGGUAUUAUUUUUAUAAUGGUACCUAAACGUUUCCUUGUGUACAAAAUCACAAUAAUCACCAGAAGAAAAUGGUGAGUAUUGGAUACCUAAAAAUGGACAACGUUCUAAUAUUACCUACCUAAGUACCUACUAAUAAAAUUUUAAAAAUAAUGUCAUUUUACGCUUGGCUAAAAAAAGAGUAGAAAUUAAAAAUCGUCGUGUCGUCCCUUUCGAAUCAAUAUGUGUGAUUAAACAGGACGGCACUAUGAUGUGACUUAUAAUUUUUUUUUUGCCCGUUUGUAGUAGGUACAGUCAACCAAUUGGAACCCUAGGCAACUGUAGGACUAUGUCAUAGUAACGCUAUAAAUCAGAUUGUAAGAAAUCUCUACUGCUUGUCAUUUUGACAUGGUUGUAGAGUGGUCUAGGGCUCCAAUUGGUUUACUGUACCUAAUUAUGUAUCAACCUGCUCAAAUAUACGCGGAAAGGUACAUCGUUAGACUUAGUGUUCAAUACAUUACAAGUGGAUUGCUUGUUUCACAUGUUUCCCUCGUGACAAUUUAUUUAUAUGCUUUAUGUGGUAGACGAUAAGCUCCAAAAUUAAUUUUGAUAUCUUUUUUAUAUCACAUAACUUUACAAUUUUUAGCUCAUUUAGAAUUUACACAUUCCAGUUUUGUGAUAUCUAUUUCGCACUUAAUUUAUUAUAACACAUACAAGUAUUUUAUAAAAAGGUACAAACAUCGCAUCCGAAUAAAAUUGUUUUAUAUGAAAAUAAAAUAUUUUAUUGCUAAAGCAA
Molecule: messenger RNA, 12839 nt
Organism: Leguminivora glycinivorella
Lineage: Eukaryota; Metazoa; Arthropoda; Insecta; Lepidoptera; Tortricidae
Gene: stan
Product: protocadherin-like wing polarity protein stan
Biological process (GO): G protein-coupled receptor signaling pathway; cell surface receptor signaling pathway; homophilic cell-cell adhesion
Cellular component (GO): plasma membrane
Molecular function (GO): G protein-coupled receptor activity; calcium ion binding
Source: RefSeq, a predicted model, not a curated record